Messenger RNA from Triplophysa rosa, 2042 nucleotides. RefSeq names its product melanocortin 4 receptor (gene mc4r). The record is from RefSeq and is a predicted model, not a curated record. Gene Ontology annotation, cellular component: membrane. NCBI's taxonomy places the organism in Eukaryota, Metazoa, Chordata, Actinopteri, Cypriniformes, Nemacheilidae. Gene Ontology annotation, biological process: G protein-coupled receptor signaling pathway. The transcript has a single exon. The coding region runs from base 330 to 1310 and encodes 326 amino acids. Gene Ontology annotation, molecular function: melanocyte-stimulating hormone receptor activity.
AGUACUGGAAGCACACGGGAGACUGUGUGCCUCACUCUGGAUGCUGCAUGUUGCUUUUUCUUUCAGCGCUGCCAUGUGCAGUUAGAUCUCGCCGUCUUCUAUGAAGACUUCUUUUCUGUCUGCCUGCUUUCAUUCUUGUGACUCAUUGUUUUACUUUUUUUUUGCUGCUUGGGAGAAAAAAAGUUGUCUCUGGGGUUAAAGAUAAUUGGAUGCAUGUCCCUGCAAAUACACUUUGAUCUACACACUGGAAGAUGUUUAACGUGAACCUCCCGACUGAUGAAUUCUCCGGUAGUUAAAGACUGAGACGCCGUCUGCCGAUAUUUACGGAAAUGAACACCUCGCAUCAUUAUGGACUGCAUCACUCUUUGCGGAACCACAGCCAGGGAGCUUUUCCGGUUAGUAAGUCAGCACAGGGUGAAAGGGGAUCCGUGUCUGGAUCCUGUAAGCAGCUGCUCAUCUCCACCGAGGUCUUCCUCACACUUGGGCUUGUCAGCCUCCUGGAGAACAUUCUGGUGAUCGCGGCCAUCAUCAAGAACAAGAACCUUCAUUCUCCCAUGUAUUUCUUCAUCUGCAGUCUGGCUGUGGCCGACCUGUUGGUCAGCGUCUCCAACGCCUCGGAGACGGUGGUCAUGGCGCUCAUCACUGGGGGCAACCUGACCAACAGCGAACGCAUCAUCAAGAACAUGGACAACGUUUUCGAUUCGAUGAUCUGCAGCUCCCUGUUAGCAUCCAUUUGGAGUUUGCUAGCCAUCGCUGUGGACCGUUACAUCACCAUCUUCUAUGCCUUACGAUACCACAACAUCAUGACCCAGCGGCGGGCGGGCAUCAUCAUAACCUGCAUCUGGACCUUCUGCACCGUCUCCGGCGUGCUCUUUAUCGUGUACUCGGAAAGCACCACCGUUCUCAUCUGCCUUAUCAGCAUGUUCUUCACCAUGCUGGCUCUCAUGGCCUCGCUCUACGUCCACAUGUUUCUCCUUGCCCGGCUGCACAUGAAGCGCAUCGCCGCCCUCCUUGGCAACGGCCCUGUCUGGCAGGCAGCGAAUAUGAAGGGGGCCAUCACCAUAACCAUCCUUCUCGGAGUGUUUGUCGUGUGUUGGGCUCCUUUCUUCUUGCACCUCAUCCUCAUGAUCUCCUGCCCUCACAACCCCUACUGUGUCUGCUUCAUGUCGCACUUCAACAUGUACCUAAUUCUCAUCAUGUGCAACUCGGUCAUUGACCCUCUUAUAUAUGCCUUCAGGAGCCAAGAAAUGAGAAAAACCUUCAAGGAGAUCUGCUGCUGCUGGUAUGGACUAACUUCUCUGUGUGAAUAAGCUGGUACUGUCAUACAAAGACAAAAUGCGGUAAAUACACAGUCAACACGUCUGUACUGUGACUCAACUAUGCUCAGAUUCAUAAAACAGUUUUAAUGUUGCUAGUUAUUGUGUUUUACCUUUGUACAGUGCUGUUGAAAAUGGUUUAGGGCACUUUGGUUUAAAGCGGAUUGUCGGUGUGCGUUUCAAGCACCUAGCAACCGCAGAUGGACGUUGCUGAGCAUGUAGGAGAUCUGAUGACGGCACACGGCUCAUUGUGUGAUAAUUCUGUGCACCUCAUUUGAUACCCACUGCCAGCAGCAGAGAAAUGUGACUAUAUGAUUGUGCUGACCACACACAGAAACCUCCAGAAAAAAUGCAAACGCUGUGUCCAUGUUAAUGACUCAAGAAGGCAGAUUCAGGUCAAAUAUGAAUGUUUUUUGUUCAUAGGAAUUACAUUGUUUAUCAAGACGCAUUCAAAAUGUGAUGUCAAGGUAUUAAAAAGCAUUGUAUGAGAGGAGAUUUAUGGUCUCUGUGUGGUGUUAUGAUUCUGUGAUUCAAUAACCUGGUCAACUUUUGGCAGCUAUGAUGUUGUGAUAUUUCAUUUUCAGUUCUCCAGCUUGAAGUCCAUUAUAACGCAACAAACGUAUUAAGUGUUUAGCGUUCCAUACGUAGUUUUAUAUUUUAUAAGUUAAGAUUAUUUCACAUAUUUUUGCAAUGGCAAAUUCAUUGUGACAAAUAAAAUAACAUCAA